AUGUCAGGUUACUAUGGUGUCCGGAGAUCGUUCUUGUCUGACUCAGACUUCCACAGCACGAAGCCCUUCUCCAAUGACAUCUACACCUCCAGCGUGGCAAAGUCCUUUCCCUGCGAGUCCUCAGUGGGGCAAAGCCACUCGGCGCUGCUGGAGUCCUACCUGGCAGAGCCCUAUGGAGACCAUCGCCCCCCAGCACUGACCCCGACCCCGGGCUCCCUGUUCAGCGCCUCACCCCUGCCGCCGCUCCUGCCGCCUCCCUUCACUGGUGACCCCACUUCUUUUGUGUUUAGGGACUCAUGGGAGCAGACCGUGCCUGAUGUUCUCAGCCAGCCCGACCCCGCCGACGCUCUGCAAGCCUUGCCUCCCAGCUCCGGCUGCCUCACCCAGCUGGAGUCGGGUAGCAGCGUCCCGCAGCAGCACAGGAGCUCGGGCUGGGGGUCCUCUCUGGCUGGCACUCAGCCCUACUCACUCCACACACUGGAAGAUCUGCACCACACACCGGGGUACCCCACUCCACCUCCGUACCCCUUCACCCCUUUCAUGACAGUAUCCAACGACCUACAGCCCAAGGCUGAUGAGGAGUCAGACACCUCUUCUCUCCAUGACCCCUCACCUUGGACAAAAGAAGAUGGGAGCCUGGCCUGGGGGUCCUAUGAAUGCCGCCGAGCCUACUGA
Dipodomys ordii (Ord's kangaroo rat) is the source of this 675-nucleotide messenger RNA. RefSeq names its product chromosome unknown open reading frame, human C11orf53 (gene Pou2af2). The record is from RefSeq and is a predicted model, not a curated record. Bases 1 to 675 code for a protein of 224 amino acids. The transcript is spliced from 2 exons. NCBI's taxonomy places the organism in Eukaryota, Metazoa, Chordata, Mammalia, Rodentia, Heteromyidae.